AUGGGUGUCACCGGCCUUUGGACGGUCGUGCAGCCCUGCGCUCGCCCCAUCAAACUCGAAACGCUCAAUAAGAAACGACUAGCUGUCGACGCGUCGAUCUGGAUCUAUCAAUUCCUGAAAGCGGUACGAGACAAAGAAGGCAAUGCGCUCCGAAAUUCUCACGUCGUUGGAUUCUUUCGUCGCAUAUGCAAGCUACUAUAUUUUGGGAUCCGGCCCGUCUUCGUCUUCGAUGGCGGAGCUCCGGCCCUAAAAAGGCAGACAAUCGCUGGCCGAAAGAAGAGACGCGAGGGUCACAGAGAAGAUGCUGCAAGGACUGCGGGAAAGUUGCUUGCCGUCCAAAUGCAACGCAGUGCGGAGGAGGAGAACGCUCGUCGACGUAAUAAGACCCAGAUACAGGAAGAGGAAGAGGUGCCAGAUGCUCCGGUAUAUGCGGAGGAAGCUUUUAUGACAGAGACAGAAAAGCAACAAAGUCGCAAGUUCAAGAAGAAGGAUGCGUACCACCUACCUAAGCUAGAUGUCUCGCUUGAAGAUAUGGGAGCACCAAACGACCCACGCAUCAUGUCCCAAGAGGAACUGGAGGAGUAUGCUAGACAUUUUCACCAGGGUCAAGAUAUCAAUCUUUACGAUUUUUCCAAAAUCGACUUCGACAGCAUGUUUUUUCUUAGCCUGCCCGCCACUGAUCGCUAUAACAUCUUGAAUGCAGCGAGGUUAAGAAGCCGACUUCGAAUGGGCUAUUCGAAGGAGCAGCUAGAUACUAUGUUUCCCGACCGCAUGGCAUUCUCGAAAUUUCAAAUCGAUCGUGUCGCGGAACGUAAUGACCUUACGCAAAGAUUAAUGAAUAUAAACGGCAUGAACGGAGAAGAAGCAUUUUACAAGUCCGGGCAGCGCAUCGCAGGAGAACGUGGAAGGGAAUACGUGCUUGUCAAGGAUAGCGAACAUGAAGGUGGUUGGGUCCUAGGUGUUGUGGGAAAUAGGGAAGGCCACGAAGAAAGGCCCAUCGAUCUAGAUCGACCCGAUAUACUGUCCGAGGAGGAUGAGGUGUCGUCCGAAGAUGAGUUCGAGGAUGUUCCAAUCGAAGGUCUCAACCGACUUCCCAAACUUCCUUUUCUUCGAGAAGGUGUAUUCGACCGAUCGAUUCAACUUCAAAGGGACGAAAAUUCAGACAUGAGAAGGGCUAUACAAGAAUCUCGCCAUGCUGCGCAGCGACAGCCAGUAAAUGAACGUCGUGUAAAAGAGGUUGAGGAUGACUCGCUUUUUGUUGCAGCCGAGGGAAAUAUUGGUGCACAGCAGCAGAACAACGACACUGAUGAAUUCUUUGAAGGCGACGACGACGAUCUCGAACGAGCUAUUGCCCUUUCUUUACAACCAGAUAACGUUGAAGAUGAAUAUAUGCCUGACAUACCCAUUCAUCGACCUAUCGAACCAGCUCCACCUUCUGAGAUGGCGCCAGAUCUUGAUUCCGAGAGCGAUGAUGGAAUGGACUUUGCUGCUGCGAUGGCAAAAACAAAGGUCCCGAAGAAAGCCACAUAUGCACCAAAUCCAUUCGGUGGCCCUCUCCCGUUUGAAUCUAUCAAACUCACUAAAGUCACAAAAGAUAAUAAAGCUGGCGAGGUUGGUGAAAAUGCAGGGGGUUUCGUGAAGGAACCUGCAAAGAAAUCAAAACAGGCGGACCCACUUCCUCCAUGGUUUGUUGGUGAGCCUUUGGAUGCGGGAUUCAUCGUUGAUCCCAUUGUAGAUCCUGAAAAUGAUGAGCAAUCUGCAGCGCCAGAUCAUCUGUUUCUCUCUAACCGUCGCUCGCCAGAAAUUAUCGAUGUUGACGAAAUAUCCGCUACUAAGGAAGUUGUGGAUCUAGAGGAAGAGGAAGAGGAGGAAGAGGAAUACGAACAGCAAGACAACAAACCCGAACACGCCUUUCAAAUGAACGAUAUCGAAAAGAUUUACAACGAGCUUUCUACAAAUAUUGAUGAGAAGCCUUUGAGCGAACCAGCUCCACCCCCGAUCAAUAAAAAUCUUGAUGAAACUUUACUUGAGCGCCCUGGAACACAAAUUCAGGAACAAGUACCCGCGCUUGGAGACCAGUCUGUACGCAGCGAACAUUCUCCUUCGCUAGAAUUCGAAGAUGUCCCACAGCCGCCUAUUCAAGGCCCCGAAAUCACAGUUGUAUCCCAUCAAAAGACCCAGCCCCAGCCUCAGCUCUUCGAAGAGGUUGACCCGGAAGAUUUCGUGCAGGAACAGGCCGACUACAGUGACCCGGAGGAUGAAGAUUUGUUCAAACAGCUUGCAGCUGAGGGCGAGGAGCAUGUGCGCUUUGCCAAUACUCUUAAUCAUGCUGCCCCCAAUCAGGAAGCCUUUGACUACGAGCAAGAGCUGAAGCAACUACGAUCUCAGCAGAGAAAUGAGCGUCGUGAUGCAGACGAGGUGACUACUAUUAUGAUUAAUGAGUGUCAACAGCUCUUGACGCUCUUCGGAUUGCCCUAUAUCACUGCGCCUAUGGAAGCUGAAGCGCAGUGCGCCAAAUUGGUGUCACUAGGCCUUGUAGACGGGAUUGUCACGGAUGACAGUGAUAUCUUCCUCUUCGGAGGAACGCGCGUCUACAAAAACAUGUUCAAUCAAAGUAAAUUCGUCGAGUGCUACUUGACGUCCGACUUGGAGAAAGAGUACGCCCUCGAUCGACAGAAGCUUAUUAGCUUUGCCCAUCUUUUGGGCAGCGAUUACACAGAGGGAAUUCCUGGGGUUGGUCCUGUUACCGCCCUAGAGAUACUCACCGAAUUUUCUAACCUCAAGGAAUUCCGCGCUUGGUGGUCUGAAUUGCAAAUGGGUACAAAUAAUGCAGAAUAUGCUCACCUUGCCUUCCGGAAGAAAUUUCGAAAGAAGGCAUCCAAGAUCUUCUUGCCUCCUUCGUUCCCUGAUACCAAAGUUGACGAGGCAUACCUGGAACCCGUGGUUGACACCGACCCUUCCCAAUUCCAAUGGGGUGUUCCCGAUUUGAAUGGGUUACGAUCCUUCCUCAUGACCACAAUCGGCUGGAGCCAAGAGCGGACGGACGAAGUUCUGGUACCGGUCAUUCGCGACAUGAAUCGUCGAGAACAGGAAGGCACACAGUCCAACAUCACACAAUUCAUGCAAGGCCCACAGGGCGCUGGUGCAUUUGCGCCUCGUGCUCGUACAGGCGGACCCAGCCGCAUGGAAAAGGCAUUUAGUCGACUACGUCAGGAAGCUCAGACAGGGAGAACAUCACUGGGCGACCAGCCAACUACCGGAGGUGGGGAAGGAGAAGAAGCCUCGGCUUCACAAAAUAAAGGCAAAAGAGGUGCUUCAACUGCCAAGGCCAAGGCUAGCACGAAUAAGAAGCGAAAGACCCGUCCCGCCAACUCUCCUGAAUCAUGA
Molecule: messenger RNA, 3387 nt
Organism: Penicillium vulpinum
Lineage: Eukaryota; Fungi; Ascomycota; Eurotiomycetes; Eurotiales; Aspergillaceae
Product: ssDNA endodeoxyribonuclease RAD2
Exons: 1
Coding region: 1-3387 (1128 amino acids)
Biological process (GO): nucleotide-excision repair
Cellular component (GO): nucleus
Molecular function (GO): single-stranded DNA binding; DNA endonuclease activity
Source: RefSeq, a predicted model, not a curated record